Messenger RNA from Corylus avellana, 1422 nucleotides. RefSeq lists its product as uncharacterized. NCBI's taxonomy places the organism in Eukaryota, Viridiplantae, Streptophyta, Magnoliopsida, Fagales, Betulaceae. The record is from RefSeq and is a predicted model, not a curated record. Gene Ontology annotation, biological process: phospholipid transport.
ACAGAAAAAGAAAGAGAAAGAACCUUAACGUUUACGCCUACGCAUCGUUGUCCAUCUUUCUCAGACCGACCCACGAGCCACGAAAAAGCAGAUCACCAGCCAUUCCGCAAGAGCAUAUUCAUUCGUAGUUUCCACUUGCUUCCUAUUUUCUCUCUCCUGCUCUCUCUUUGGUUCCGCUGGGUUCAAUUCUGUCUGCUCUUGAAGCUACACGCCGUUUCAGUCGUAUCUCACUGCAACCCGAACCCGAUUGACACAGUUGAAGGAAUCUCCCGGAGAUGGUUCUGAUCAAGGAAUUUCGGAUUGUGAUGCCCAUGUCGUUGGAAGAGUAUGAGACAGCGCAGAUGUAUAUGGUCAGGAAGAUGCAGCAGCAGAACACGACUGGUACUGAAGGAAUUGAAGUGCUUGAGAGCAGACCCUUCGAAGAUGGUGUGCAUGGAAAGGGUCAAUACACUUCUAAAGUUUAUCGUCUACAAAGUAAAGUGCCUGCUUGGCUUACAAAAUUUGCACCGGCACAUGCUCUCAACAUGCAAGAGGAAGCCUGGAACGCAUACCCAAGAUGCAAAUCAGUACUGAAGUGCACAUACUUUACCAAGUUUCAGUUAACCAUUGAAACCGUUCAUAGGGCUGACAAUGGGCACUCAGAAAAUGUGCAUGGUUUAAGCAAAGAACAGCUGGCAGCCAGGCAGGUCGAAUAUAUUGAUAUAGCUUUUCCAGGAAGUGAUUGUUGGAGUCACUUAGUUGGAAGGUGCAGUUUAGACUUUUCUAAAUUCAAAUCCGCAAGAACUGGCCGUGGUCCACUUCUGAAGCGUUGGCAGGAAAGGUCUGAUCCAGUUAUGACUGCAUACAAAUUGGUGACAAUUGAUGCACCAUAUUGGGGUUUUGGUCGUCGGCUUGAACUGGCUCUGCUAGCGGGUGAAAGGGCUCUUUUCUUGGAAAGUCAUCGUCAUUGUUUUGGUUGGAUUGAUGAAUGGUAUGGGAUGACUGUGCAACAAAUGUUUGAACUCGUGCAACAAAGCGACUCUACGUUAAAUGAGAGACUCGUCAAGCCAGCUCUAAUGAUGAGCAUCGAUCAUUUCAAUGGGGGAGCACAUGAUAGUGAAGACAUUUGUGGCAAGAACUCUGACCUUCAUUCUCAACAGCAUGCACAUGCCAUUGAUACUCGAAGUGGGUAGCAUAGCACAGGAGUUGGAGACCACAGCUUGUAAAGUGAAGGUCAAGGAUUGAUGCUUUCUCUUUGUGGCUACUACAGAAAACAAAGGAAAACGAAAAUUCAUUUGCUUUUUCCCCUUUACCAUGGGAAAGUAUUGUAACAAAACAAAGAAAAAAAAAUGCAUAUGAGCUUGUAGAAGCAAUCCGGAUACUCAUAUUAUUGUUGACAUCCUAAUUAUGACCACAUUAUUUUACUGAAAUUCGUUGAAAUUA